GCUUCAGCUCACACAUACUCUGUGAACUCAUUCGAAGCGUCUUCCUGUUCACAUUUACUUCAGAAAUCAGCCCUCAGCAAAGAUCUGACCGCGCUGAAGGUGAACUGUCUCUAGAUCUGAAGCACAAUGACAUCUCAGGUCUCAAAGACGGUUCUGCGACUGGAGGCUGAAGACGUCCAGACACUGAAAGAUGGAAUUAAUUUGAAGAAACACCCAGAGGACGGCAAAUGUUACAUCAUUUACAAAGGCAAAGACAAAAUGCGAGCAUGUAGGAACCAGUGCAAACACCAGGGAGGACUCUUCAUUGAAGACAUAGAAGACAGCAGAACAGUGCGCUGCACCAAACACUACUGGAAACUUAACGUGGCCACUAUGGAGUACGUCAACCCUCCAGACAGCUUCACGCAAGACGAACUCGAGGUAGUGCUGUCAGAUACUGACGGUAGUUUAGAGCUGCUGGAGUUGAAUCCUCCGGACCCCUGGACCGCAGAGCCUCGAGAAGCACAAGAGCUACACGCCGGAGAGAUUACGUUGACCUACAUCACACACGCAUGUAUGGAGCUGAAAGCGGGGAACAAACGGAUGAUGUUCGACCCGUGGCUCACAGGACCAGCGUUUGCGAGGGGCUGGUGGCUCCUUCACGAGCCUCCGUCUGAUGCCAUGGACAGACUCAGUCAGGCCGAUCUCAUUUACAUCAGCCACAUGCAUUCAGAUCACCUGAGCUACCCGACGUUGCAACGUCUUUCCAUGAAGCGUCCAGAUAUUCCCAUUUACGUCGGAGACACUUCACGGCCAGUGUUUUGGUAUCUUGAAAAAAGUGGAGUGAAUUUAACCAACGUCAACGUGGUGCCGUUCGGCGUGUGGCAGAAUGUCGAUGAGCUCCUGCGAUUUAUGAUUCUGAUGGACGGAGUUCAUCCUGAGUUGGACACCUGCUUGAUCGUGGAGUAUAAAGGUCACAUGAUCCUGAACACGGUGGACUGCACCAGACCAAACAAUGGACGUCUUCCUCACGGCGUUGAUGUGAUGAUGAGCGACUUCGCUGGCGGCGCCUCCGGUUUCCCCAUGACCUUCCAUGGCGGCAAAUACACCGAAAGCUGGAAGGCAGAUUUCAUCAAGAACGAGAGGAAGAAACUGUUAAAAUAUAAGACGCAGCUGGUGAAAUCACUGCAGCCCAAGAUCUACUGCCCGUUUGCUGGGUACUUCACUGAAGCGCAUCCCUCUGACAGGUACAUAAAGGAGACAAACAUUAAGAACAGCGCAGCAGAUCUGAAUCAAUCGAUAAGGAAGCGCUGUCCGAACAUCUUAACCUGGACUCCUGUACCCGGUUCAGUCCUGGAUUUGGCCCUCGCGCUACAUGACCCAUCCAGCAGGAGUGCUAUCACUGAACCGCCCAACGGCACAAAGAUCUAUAAGGACAGUUGGGACUUUGACUUAUAUUUGGAGGAACUGAAAGCUUCCGUUUCAGCUGAAAUCUUUAAAUGCAAAAGCUGGAUCCAGUACUAUUAUAACUGGGCAGGAUUUAAAGGCUACAAUCUGGUCAUUCGGGUCAUUGAGACGGAGGAUGAUUUCAAGCCUCUGAAGGGAGGUUACGACUAUCUAGUGGACUUUCUGGAUCUUUCUUUCCCAGACGAGCGUCCGGAGAGAGAUCACGCGUUCGAGGAGAUCAAGAAUCGCGUUAAUGUGAUGAGACACGUGAUUCUGAACGGGCAGCUGUGGGAUGACCUGUACAUCGGCUACAACAACAGAAUGAGUCGAGAUCCUGACGUUUAUCACCACAAGUAAAAUACACGCAAACAACAUCAUCACAAUAUGAAACAAGUGUGGAAAUAUCAUGGCAAAAUCUGUGACGUUAUUCAUUUACCGUGGU
This is a messenger RNA of Sinocyclocheilus grahami, 1867 nucleotides long. Its product is annotated as cytidine monophosphate-N-acetylneuraminic acid hydroxylase-like. Gene Ontology annotation, molecular function: CMP-N-acetylneuraminate monooxygenase activity; 2 iron, 2 sulfur cluster binding. Lineage: Eukaryota; Metazoa; Chordata; Actinopteri; Cypriniformes; Cyprinidae. The transcript is spliced from 14 exons. The coding region runs from base 127 to 1782 and encodes 551 amino acids. Gene Ontology annotation, cellular component: cytoplasm. Gene Ontology annotation, biological process: CMP-N-acetylneuraminate metabolic process. The record is from RefSeq and is a predicted model, not a curated record.